Arachis stenosperma is the source of this 1151-nucleotide messenger RNA. RefSeq lists its product as uncharacterized. Bases 572 to 886 code for a protein of 104 amino acids. The transcript is spliced from 3 exons. Lineage: Eukaryota; Viridiplantae; Streptophyta; Magnoliopsida; Fabales; Fabaceae. The record is from RefSeq and is a predicted model, not a curated record.
UCUCUUCGUGCUGCGCAGCCAACAGCCUCUCCUUCACCCUCUUUGCUGCGCAGCCUUGUGAUGAACACACACACACACCCACUGCUCUUAAGAAGAAAUGAAGAAAAGCAAGCGAAGGGAUCCAAGGAGAGGGAGAUCAAAAUCGGAAGGGAAGGGGGCCGUGUCUCACGCCGUGCAGUCGCGUCGCGCCUGUCACGAGUUCGCCGCCACCACCGCGCCGUCGCCAGAAAGGGCAGAAUCGAUAUGAGUUUGGCUCGCGAGUGAGGGUGGUCGCGAGCUUGGAGCCUCCGCGCCAUCGUCACCACUGCAUCCACGCUGGUUAUCGCCGCUGUGAUGCACCCGAGGGGAGAGGAGUCGCGUUGGAAGGCUGGCCGCCAGGGGCGCUGUUGCUGCGAACCAGCCGCCGCCGUGCAUCCUCGUUGCCACCACUAACCGGCCAAGUCGCCUCUCCAUGGUCGCCGCCGUGGGUUUUUGCUGCUGGUGAGGAAGGGACGCUACCUUGCGACAUCACCGGCGUGCCUGGGUGCUGUUGCUGCGAGCGUGCCAUCACCAGAGCUGGGUGGUUGCUGUCAUGGGAGCCAUGAAAGAAGGAGGGAGAAGUCGUGCCGUUGUUCUGGUCACUGGGGAUUCUAUGGCCGUCGAAAGCUGCCGCUGCCCAACCAGCUGCAACCGGGGUUGUCUCCUACCGUGCAUGGCUGCCGAAGAAGUUGUUGUGGCCGCCGGAACCACCGCCAGAGCUACUGAUUACUUCUGCCAUCGCCGGAAAGUUUUCCUUCGUCGUGAUUGGAAUUCGUCGCCGCUGCUGCUUGAGGUGGCUGCCGGGCUGCCGCCGAGCCGGUUCGGAGACCGCCGCAGUGUCGGUUCAGCCGCUCCUCCUUCGGUUUGAGUUGUGGAGACUGUUGCGAAAGUGGCUUGGAGCUGAGGUUUUGGUUGCCGUCAGUUCGGUUUGAGGCGGAAAGGACUUGAUGAGGCUUUUGGGUUAUGGAAUUUGUGUUUUGAGGUAGGGGCGCUUUCCAAACAAUAUGUUUUAUGUAUUGGAAUUAUUACAUAUGGAUACUGAUGUGAGAUAUUGUGUAUUUGGUGAUUGUAUCUGCCUUAUGUAUUAUUUGAUUGACUCGAAUGAUUACGGAUGUUGAUUUGGCUGAAUUGUU